AUGCCGCCCCGCCGCGUCCCGGCGCCCGGUGCGCAGCUGCUGCCCACGUCGGCCCUGCUGCUCCUGCUGCUCGGCGCGGGGCCCCGCGGCGGCUGCCUGGCCAGCCCGGUGCCCGCCGCGCCCCUGCCCGCGCCCGGGCCGUGCGCCGCGCAGCCCUGCCGGAACGGGGGCGUGUGCAGCCCGCGCCCCGCGCCUGGCCCGCAGUCCCCGGCCCCUGCGGGCGAGCCCGACUACAGCUGCACCUGCCCCGCCGGGGUCUCCGGCGCCAACUGCCAGCUCGUGGCGGAUCCUUGCGCCAGCACCCCCUGUCACCAUGGCAACUGCAGCAGCAGCAGCAGCAGCAGCAGCAGCAGCAGCAGCAGCAGCAGCAGCAGCAGCAGCGGGGGGGGCUACCUCUGCAUUUGCCACGAAGGCUAUGAAGGUCCCAACUGUGAACAGGCGCUGCCCAGCCUCCCCGCCUCCGGCUGGACCGAGUCCAUGGCCCCCAGGCAGCUGCAGCCUGCCCCCGCCACCGAGGAGCCAGACAUCAUCCUGCCCCGCUCUCAGGCCACCGUGACCCUGCCCACCUGGCAGCCCAAAACAGGGCAGAAAGUUGUAGAAAUGAAAUGGGAUCAAGUGGAGGUCAUGCCAGAUAUUGCCUGUGGGAAUGCGAGUUCUAACAGCUCUGCUGGUGGCCGCCUGGUAUCCUUUGAAGUGCCACAGAACACCUCAGUCAAAAUUCGGCAAGAUGCCACUGCCUCGCUGAUUUUGCUGUGGAAGGUCACGGCCACGGGAUUCCAACAGUGCUCCCUCAUCGAUGGACGGAGUGUGACUCUCCUCCAGGCCCCCGGGGGCCUGGUCCUCUUGGAGGAGAUGCUCGCCUUAGGGCAUAACCACUUCAUCGGUUUUGUGAAUGAUUCUGUUACUAAAUCUAUUGUGGCUUUGCGCCUAACUCUGGUGGUGAAGGUCAGCACCUGUGUGCCGGGGGAGAGCCAUGCAAAUGACAUGGAGUGUUCUGGAAAAGGAAAAUGUACCACAAAGCCAUCAGAGGCAACAUUUUCCUGUACCUGUGAGGAUCCGUACGUGGGCACUUUCUGUGAAGAAUUUGAUGCCUGCCAGCGGAAGCCCUGUCAGAACAACGCCGGUUGUGUGGACGCAAAUGAGAAGCAAGAUGGGAGCAACUUCACCUGCGUCUGCCCUCCUGGUUAUACUGGAGAGCUUUGCCAAUCCAAGAUUGAUUAUUGUAUCCUAGAUCCAUGCAGAAAUGGAGCAACGUGUGUUUCUAAUCUCAGUGGAUUCACCUGCCAGUGUCCAGAAGGAUACUUUGGCGCUGCCUGCGAGGAAAAGGUGGACCCCUGUGCCUCGUCCCCAUGCCAGAACAACGGGACCUGCCACGCAGACGGCAUGCAUUUCAGCUGCAGCUGCAGCGCGGGCUUCACGGGGCCAGCGUGCGCCCAGCUCGUGGACUUCUGCGCGCUCAGCCCCUGCGCGCACGGCACCUGCCACAGCAUGGGCACCAGCUAUAAAUGCCUCUGUGACCCAGGUUACCACGGCCUCUACUGUGAGGAGGAAUAUAACGAGUGCCUCUCUGCCCCUUGCCUGAACGCCGCCACCUGCAGGGACCUCGUUAACAGCUAUGAGUGUGUGUGCCUGGCGGAAUACAAAGGAAUACACUGUGAGUCGUACAAGGACCCCUGCGCUAACAUCAGCUGUCUGAACGGAGGCACCUGUGACGGCGAGGGCCUAAAUGGCACCUGUGUCUGCGCACCCGGGUUUACAGGUGACGAGUGUGACAUCGACAUCAACGAAUGUGACAGUAACCCGUGCCAUCACGCCGGCACUUGCCUGGACCAGCCCAAUGGUUACACCUGCCACUGCCCUCAUGGCUGGGUGGGUGCAAACUGCGAGAUCCACCUCCAGUGGAAGUCGGGUCACAUGGCGGAGAGUCUCACCAACAUGCCCCGGCACUCCCUGUACAUCAUCAUUGGGGCCCUCUGUGUCGCCUUCAUCCUGAUGCUGAUCAUCCUUAUUGUGGGCAUUUGCCGCAUCAGCCGCAUCGAGUACCAGGGCUCUUCCAGGCCAGCCUACGAGGAGUUCUAUAACUGUCGCAGCAUCGACAGUGAGUUCAGCAACGCCAUCGCCUCCAUCCGGCAUGCCAGGUUUGGAAAGAAAUCCCGGCCUGCGAUGUACGACGUGACCCCCAUUGCCUAUGAGGACUACAGCCCCGAUGACAAACCCCUGGUCACGCUGAUUAAAACGAAAGAUUUGUAAUCUUUUUGGGGGGAUUAUUUUUCAAAAAGAUGGGAUACUACCCUCAUUUAAAUAUUUUUAAGAAAAUAAAAAGCUUAAUUUUUUUGAAAUGGUAGCUGCUCAAGAGUUUUCGGUAGAGUAUCGAAGAACUAAUUUUCUGCAGCUUUUAGUUUGGAAAAAAUAUUUUAAAAAAAACAAAAUUUGUGAAAUCCAUAGACUACGUUUUAAUGUACUUUCAGCUCUUUAAACUGUAUGCUUCGACUAGUGUGUGCUCUUCCCAUGGUAGAUAUCGUCAUGAGACGCAGUUGGCUUUCUGUGGCUGUUACAGAGACUAAGUCCAAUUGAGGAGAAGUUUCUAUGUGACGUGUGAGUGCUGGCUUUCUGAGUAGUUAGAAAAUACAUGUAGAGUAUGACCCAUAUAACAGUAUACCCAUUAACCUAAAACGAAGUCUGAGAUGUUUAUUUCGUGAAUAAGAAACUAGUUGCAUUUAUUAUUCCUAACCCGAAUGAAAUUAGCCUUUGCCUCAUUCUGUGCAUGGGUAAGUAACUUAUUUCUGCACUGUUUCAUUGAACCUUGCAGAAAUGUUCUUUUGAGUUUGUUUUUGUCAUUUCCAUAACAGUCGUCAAGCCAGGCCUUGAAAUCAUGCAGCAAAAGGGCCUUGUGAGGCAAAUUAUGAUCACAUUGAAUCUUUAUUUCCUUUUAAAAGUCAAGGUUUUUAUACUGUGAGUAAAUUAAAUUUACGUUGGAGUUGUUUGUUGCUAAGAGGUAGUCAAUAUAAGAGAGUACUAGUUCCUUCCGUAGUGAGUAUUUCUCAUAGUGCAACUUUAUUUAUAUCCAGGACAUGUUUGUGGCUGUAUUGGAUUGAUAUGUGCUUCUUCUGAUUCUUGCUAAUUUCACAGAAUAUUGAAUAAAUGUUACCAAGUCCA
Molecule: messenger RNA, 3156 nt
Organism: Odobenus rosmarus divergens (Pacific walrus)
Lineage: Eukaryota; Metazoa; Chordata; Mammalia; Carnivora; Odobenidae
Gene: DNER
Product: delta/notch-like EGF repeat containing
Exons: 13
Coding region: 1-2250 (749 amino acids)
Molecular function (GO): calcium ion binding
Source: RefSeq, a predicted model, not a curated record